AUGCCCUUGCGGCGCUAUGUCCCACCAAACGGGUCCGAUUCGUGGUUGGAGACACGCACGCCAAGAACUCGCCGCACAGUAACCAACGACUCAGCUGUCGCGAGCUCAUCGCGUUCCGCGCCAUCGCAAUCUCAUUCUCGCGCCAACGGCCAUGCCUCGCGCUCGAAGCGUAAUACUCGCCCUACGCUCGGAGACUUGCUCUCCUCCUCCGACACGAAACGACACGUGGAUGCAGCGCGACGUAUAAUUGCACUCCUCGACAGUAGCGACGAUGAAGCACCGUCAACACUCACGCCUCAUCCGCCUUCUGCCGCCGCCCACGACGACCUGGACGAUGUGGUCACGCCGGAACUACCAUCCGCGGACGCAUCCGCUCCAGCAUUGCCUGACGUGGUCGAGGACCUGCUCGGCGCGCCGGAAUUGCCGCCGCCGCAAGUCAAUUCCGACACAGAGCCGGACCUCAAUGGCAUCGAGGUGCGGCAUACGUCACAGCAGACGGAAGAGUCCGCCUCUCCACCGGAGCCGCCACCAGAUCCAUUGGCGGAUCAGCGUCGACUGUUGGAUCCAGAAGACCCGGAACUCCUACUUUUGUAUGAUGCGUACAAGGCGAAUCAGGCAAGCGACGAAGAGGACGACGACGAUGACUACGAGCAGCGCACCUUGCGCAGGAGGCUUCAGAACGAUGCGCUUCUCGUCAAGCUUGGCCUCGCCAAGCCCGGCACCGUCAAUGGAGACGCCAGCUCUUUCGAAGCCUCUGCGACUCCUCAGAGCGAAGAUGGAAGCGAUCGGGACGACGAUGACGAGCCCACACAGACGCGAGAUGUGCCCUCACGGGGCCGCGGUCGACCACGAAAGCGCGCACGCUCCAACUCGGCUGGGCCUUCGCAGGCUGACCGCCAGUCGUCACCCCGAAAGAAGAAGAAAUACGAACGCAAGGUCAAGUUCGCGGAAGACGGCACCACCAAAUCGGCACCUUUACCCGGCGAGACCUUCGAUUUCGCGUACGUGGAAGUGCCAGCACUUCGAGACCGUGCUCGAAACGAAUACAUCUUCAUCAAAGAUGUGCCUGACAUCCGACCGGAGGACCUGAUCAGCUGGAGCGAGGACGAGGAGGACGACGAAGAGGAUGCACACGACGCACAGGUCAUCGAUGCCGAUACAGACGAUGACGACCGCUUCAGAGGCUACGACUCGCUCGGUCGAAUCAAGACUAAGCGCAGAUACAGGCAGCCAGACGUGCUCCCCGAUGGUACAGUCAUGACCUCCUGCCAUCAAUGCAGGCGCAAGACACAGAUUCCCAAAAUGCAGUGUAGCAGAUGCGACUUCAAGUACUGCGAACGCUGCCUCACGAUCCGUUACGACGACGUGGUCUUUGACCCUCAAGCGUCCAAUUUCAGCUGCCCAAAUUGUCUGGGCUAUUGCAACUGCUCCCGCUGCCUCAUACGUUCGGGUUUUGGUGAUCUGGUACGGAAUAACAAGGAGCGGCUUAUGGCUUUCACCAGAGAGCGCAUGAUGCUCGCAGAUCCCGCUGCGCUCGAAAUGGAGGAACCGCUACCGAAGAAAGCGGCUCGCAAGACGACCAAAAAGGCGCGUCAGAUGGACGCCGACCAGGCUUUGCAUGCGCCCAAGAAACGAGGCAGGCCGCUCAAUGACCGAGAAAGCGAGAUCCCCUGGACGCCGGUCAAGAUCGACUUGGAUUUGAGCGAGGAGGUGGAGGAAGGAGAGCCGUACAGUCAGCUCGAGGAAUACGUUCUCGGAAGGCUGAGCGUGGCUCGUCGCGUGCUCAAGCUGAUAGCAGCUCAGCAGUCCGCCGGGCAAGGAGCUGCUGCAGCAUCGCGAGCGAGUCUGGUCGUCAGACUCAAGAUACCAGCAAGAGCUCUCCUAUCCGCCCGGACCUUCAACAUAUCCGGCGGCGCCAAGACGGAGAGGAAGCGACCAAAUCACCACGACCUGGAGAAAGACGUGUGGGUGCGCAGCGCCGCCGACUACAGCACAUCCGAGUCCGAGUUCGGGAGCGAGGAUGGCGCGCGUGACGAGGAUCUCGCGGGCUCGGACGACGAGGAGGGCGCAUCAGUCGCUGAAUUUGAGGAGGGACGCACACAGGCGUUUUCCGCAUCACUGCUUCGAAAGCGGGAGAACACGAGCGGGGCAAGCAGCAGAAACGGCUCGCCGCUGUCGAGCGCAGACGAGCUUGGAAGCGACUCAUCAACCCACUCAUCUCAGUUUUACGAAGAAGUCAAGCACGCCGUUCGCAACGCGUACGACAGUGCAGACGAGAUCGACGAGCUGGACACCUCCACGCAAGCCUCGUUCGGCUCUGCUUCGCCUUCAGCGUCCCUCGGUGCACCGCAGGAUAUGCAGCAAUUCGCGCUUGCUGUCCUGGAGGAUCACGACGAGCCGACCAAGACGGUGCACACCAACAUGCUGCGAUUCCGCGAACACCUGGUCUCGUUACCGCCGCCCGGCUCCGAAGCAGCACAACUGAAUGGGCUGAUCGACCCGCGACCGACGACUGGCACACCCGUCCUUUACGCCGAGACCGCGCUUUCAGAUGCCGACGAGCCAUGA
This is a messenger RNA of Kalmanozyma brasiliensis GHG001, 2568 nucleotides long. RefSeq names its product Zinc-finger domain of monoamine-oxidase A repressor R1. The coding region runs from base 1 to 2568 and encodes 855 amino acids. The record is from RefSeq and is a predicted model, not a curated record. The transcript has a single exon. Lineage: Eukaryota; Fungi; Basidiomycota; Ustilaginomycetes; Ustilaginales. Gene Ontology annotation, cellular component: nucleus. Gene Ontology annotation, biological process: regulation of DNA-templated transcription.